Messenger RNA from Tachyglossus aculeatus (Australian echidna), 4331 nucleotides. RefSeq names its product RIPOR family member 3 (gene RIPOR3). Bases 266 to 3082 code for a protein of 938 amino acids. The transcript has 22 exons. NCBI's taxonomy places the organism in Eukaryota, Metazoa, Chordata, Mammalia, Monotremata, Tachyglossidae. The record is from RefSeq and is a predicted model, not a curated record.
AGAGACUCAGUUUCUCCCCACCUAUUCCCCCCAUCCCCUGCCCGACACCAACCUGAAUGGACAGUUGGUUUGCCUUUUCUGUCCUAAAAACUGAUCCAUCCAUCCCCGGAGCUGUCAUGGGGGGUGAAAUCUGACACCUAUUUGGAACAGAAGCAGAAGGACAAGAAGAAGAAGAGGGAGGAGAAGGAGAAGGCACAGCAGCAGGAGAAAGUGUCAGUGGCCACUCGGGUUUGCUCAAUGGUGGCAGCUCCUUCUGCCGGUGGACAUGUCUGUGAAAGUCAAGUACCUCUCUCCUGGGGAUGUGGGAGCUGUGGGCAGAAGCUCCUCCUUCGCCGGGUUCAGCACCGGGCAGGAGAGGAAGAUCGCAAAGUCCCUCAGCAGAAACUCCAUGAAAUCGAAGAUGUCUGUGAAAUCCUCCAAGUAUGCCAUCUGCCUGGAUCCCAAGCCUCAGCAGGUGAAGAGAAUAUUUGAAGCUUUGAAGAAAGGCCUUAAGGAAUACCUCGGGGCCCAGCAGGCUGAACUGGAUUAUUUGUUCGGGAGACACAGUGACAUGAGGAGGAACUCCAGGCUGGCUUUCUAUUAUGACCUCGAUAAGCAAACUCGCUCAGUGGAAAGGCAUAUCCGGAAAAUGGAAUUUCACAUCAGCAAGGUGGAAGAGCUAUACGAAGGCUAUUGCAUCCAGUGCCGACUGCGAGAUGGGGCUUCCAACAUGCAGCACGCUUUCGCCCUCUCCCCUUCCACGAAGGCGUCCCGUGAGAGCCUGGUGGAACUCUGCAAAAAUCUCCAGGAGUGCUCCGAGGACAUGUGCCUGAUUGAAGGAGCCUUGGAAGUGCACUUGGGUGAAUUCCAUGUGAAGAUGAAAGGGUUGGUGGGUUUUGCCCGGCUGUGCCCCGGAGACCAUUACGAGGUGCUCAUUCGCCUGGGGCGCCAGAGGUGGAGGCUGAAGGGCAAGAUCGAGGCCGACGACAGCCAGAUCUGGGACGAGGAGGAGAAGGUGUUCAUCCCCACCCUUUGUGCCGCCUUCGAGAUUAAGGUGACGGAGCUGCGGGGCCUGACUUCCCUCCUGGUGGGUAUGGUCAUGUGUGACGUCACGGACUUCUUCAACACCAGGCCCCAGGCCAUUGUUGUGGACAUCACGGAACUGGGCACCAUUAAGCUGCAGCUGGAGGUCACCUGGAACCCCUUUGACACCGAGAGUUUCUUUCGGUCCCCUGGAGCGGCAACCAGGUUUUCUGUGGGCAGCAGAAAGGGAUCGUUGUACAACUGGACACCACCGAAUACUCCCAGCUUCAGGGAAAAAUAUUACCUCUCUAUUUUGCAGCAGCAGGGGACAAGGGGCGGCUGCGGGGGCCCCGCUCUCCUGAGGUACCUGUCUGACGGCGAUCUGGACGAGCCCCUGAGGGGAUGUCGACUCAAACAGCCCGAGGGGAACGAAGUGGAUUCUUUCAGUUCGGACGACCCCCGAGAGGCAGAAAGCGGCGCUUCUGCCUUGGAUUUGGGGCUCCCCUCUCCGACCCCCUGGCCCCACAGCUCCAUCGAGGAGGAGGAGCGAUGGGAAGACCACCUGCGGCCCCCAAGCCCCCGGCUUCCAGCUCUCGCCCUGGAGACGCCCCGCAGGGCCGGGGUUCGGCCUAUGACGCUGGACUUGGGGGACGGAGGCCAAGGUGACCCAGCCGACCAGAAGCAACUCCGGACCUCCGGUCUCCGAGAGACGAUCUUCGAAGGGCGGAAACAGGCGGAAAAGGUUGGGAGAGAGGGACAGGCCGAAGGAACCUGUCUAUCCAUUGAGAAAUACCUGCAAGAGGUUUUAGAUUUACUCAAGAUGCUGCAACCAGGAUCGACCCAGCUCCGGGAAUUAGAGUACCAAGUCCUGUGUUUCAAGGACCGGCUAAAGGCCCGAGGCUCUUACCGGGAGCGCUCGUCAAUGGAGAGUUUGAUGGAGACGGUGUUGGAAAGUUUUGACUUUUUAAAUGCCGAUUUUCACGCGGAUGACCUCUCCCUGUUCGGCAGCGUCAAGAACUCCAGUGUCAGCAACGAUGGGAUGUUGCAAUCUCUGAAAGCGUCGACCAAAGAGCUGACGGCAGGAACUGAUGAGCUGGAUGUGGUUCUGAUCGUUCAUCUUCAAGUGUGCAGUGCCCUCUUACAGAAACUGAUCUCCCCAAACUUGGCGAGCCUGGUCCAGGAGAGCCUGCUGGAGGAGCUGUUUGAGCAGAGAGAAGUUCUGGAGACGCUGUCUUCACUGGAUCUGCAGGUGGUCAGGAACGCUGCCUCUGUUGAAGACAUUCUCCCCCAGGCAAUCAAGAGGAAACGGUGCCUGAAGCUGUGGAGAGGGAGCACGGAGCCGGGAAGGGUCUUGGUCUGCUCAGCCGCGCGACUUCAAAAUCAACUAAAGAAAACGUUACUGCACAAAAUCAAAGCCAAAUACCCGGGACAACUGGAGACAGUCUGUGUCAGGAUGCUGGAGCAGAUGGUCACACGCGGGGGGCUGCUCGCCUCCUCCGGCCUCUCCGAAGGCCUGGUCACGUGGUUCCAGUUCCACGGCUACUUGCAAAAGCAGAAUGUCAACAAUCUGGAGAAACACUUCGCGAGACUCACAAAAGAAGUGACGCUCGUCGAAGAGGUGCAGUGUCCUGGGCGGCUGAAAAGGAUCAAGAGACUGAAGGGGAAGCGGCUGAGCCAACUGCAGCCCCUGCCCCACACGCUAAGGACCCUUGCCCUGCUACAGUUGGAGGAGAACCAGCGAGUGGGCAAAGCGGCCACUUCCUGCCUCGCCGGCGCUGCCAAGAACAAGAGAUUCCGGGAAAAGGCUGUCCUUUUUUACACCGAUGCCUUGACAGACAGAGAUGGAAAACUUCAGCAAGCCGCAUGUAUUGCCCUUAAACAUCUCAGAGGAAUAGAAAGCAUUGAUCAGAUUGCUAGUCUGUGUCAGUCCGACUUGGAGGACGUGAGGACUGCAGCCCGAGAGACUACACUGUCAUUUGGUGAAAAAGGACGUUCAGCCUUCGAGAAGAUGGACCGAAUUUGCUGUGAAAUGAGAGAGACUCUAUGCCAGGAAGCAGAUAUUGAAAUCACGAUAUUUUAGCCAACCAGCUAUUACAUGCUUGGUUCUACAUCAGUUCCCGCUGGGUUCUGCCUGCACGCAUGUAAGAAUGAGAGAGAGGGAUGCCUGCUGGUCACUGUCUAGCCUAAGGCUAGGGACUCCUUUCUGCAGGUUGGUGCCACUCAAAAAUGUAUGGUUUGGUAAACUGCUCACGUGCCUCGGCAAAGCAGCCUCCGAUCAGAGCCACUGAAUUAGAAGCACGUCUUGGGGGAAAGAGCUCAGGUUAGUGAGUCAAGAGAUCUGGGUUUGAGCCCCUGCUCUGCCACUUGCUUCUGCUGUAUGACCUUGGCCCAGUCACUUAACCUCUCUGUAGCCUCAGGUUCCUCAUCUGUACAACAGGGAUACCCGCUCUCCCUUACCUUAAAAUUGAGAGCCUCGUCUGGGACAGGGAUUAGGGCCACUCUGAGUAUCUUGCCUAUAUCCCAGUACUUAGUAUGAUAAAAACAAAAACUUUCCAAGCAAAGCGAAGGAUAGUUCAUUCAGUGUUAUGUCUCUACCGUACAGAUCUUUCAAAGAAUCCCUAGAAGGAAAAAAAGUUUGGUAAGUGAGCAAGAUAGUGAUCAGACGCAAGCUGUGAAGGCCAAAUAGAGGGAGGGAGAGUUGAGUUCAAGGAGAAACAGAAUAAGGCUUUUCUCCUUCAUUUUAGUAAUUCAGGGAGAAAGACUGGUGUUAAGGUGAUCUUUGUUCCUAUGAGCAAAGAAGAAUUGAGGUAUGUAGAAUUAAAAUCCUCUGUGUAGCACAAUUCUGAGUAGAGGAUACAGCGAACAAUCUGGAAAAUCCUUCCUGAGCACUACAGCUCUGUAAAAUCAAUGGCAUUUGAGCGUUUACUAUGUGCAGAGCACAGAUCUAAGCUAUUACCUGCCUCUCCCUGAGUAGAUUGUACACUCAGAGGGUAGGCAUCAUGUUUAUACUAACUCUAUUAUACUCUUCCAAGUGCUUAGUAUAGCGCUCUGCACUCAGUAGCAGCUCAAAUGCUAGUGCGGGAUUGGGUGGGGAGAACCUCGCAAAAGCGAUUGAAGCCAACUUAACCUUGGUUGAGCUAAUUAAAUGUCUUCCUGUUUGAAGUUUACAUUAGGAAAUUUCAAAGUUGCUGGAAAAUUAUGGAUGAAAAAUCAGUUUACUUUAGAAGCCCCAAUAAAUUUUUAUAUCUAGUUUUUCUAUAUCUACUGUAUAUCGAUGACAUUUGGAAAAGUCCAUAAUUUACACAUUACAUGCCUCAUUUAAAUCUUAA